GUGAGGAUCCUGACACACGAAACUUGGCUAAUAAUUUCUACUGAAAACCCCUAAGCACCAACGGACGUUCUUCUGAAGACAUUUUUCAUACCCCCUAUGAUGGGCAAGAAAGUGGCCAUUGUGGGAGCUGGGGUCAGUGGCUUGGCUGCAAUACGGUGCUGUCUGGAGGAAGGGCUGGAGCCCAUCUGCUUUGAAAGGAGCGACGAUGUUGGAGGCCUAUGGAAAUUCUCAAGCCGCACGGAGGAAGGAAGAGCCAGCAUUUACCAGUCAGUCUUCACCAACUCUUCCAAAGAAAUGAUGUGUUUUCCAGACUUCCCUUAUCCUGAUGAUUUCCCCAACUACAUGCACCACAGCAAGCUCCAGGAAUACAUCAAGUCAUUUGCUCAGAAGAAGGACCUUCUGAGAUAUAUACAGUUUGAGACCCUGGUUUCCAGCAUACAGAAAUGUUCUAGCUUCUUGGCCACUGGUCAAUGGGUGGUCGUUACUGAGAAAGAUGGGAAUCAAGAGUCUGUGCUCUUUGAUGCUGUGAUGAUUUGUUCAGGGCAUCAUGUGUACCCUAAUAUGCCAACUGACUCUUUUCCUGGCCUGGGGCACUUCCAAGGCAAGUGCCUACACAGCCGGGAUUACAAGGACCCAGCAGUCUUCCAGGGGAAGAGGGUCCUCGUGAUUGGUCUGGGGAAUUCAGCAUCCGACAUCGCUGUUGAGCUCAGUCGUGUGGCUACACGGGUCAUUAUCAGCACCAGGAGUGGUUCCUGGGUCAUGAGCCGGGUUUGGAAUGAUGGGUAUCCUUGGGAUAUGGUAUAUGUUACCCGCUUCUCAACCUUCCUCCGGCAUAUCCUUCCUUCAUUUGUCUCUGACUGGUUAUACGUCAAGAAGAUGAACACAUGGUUUAAGCAUGAGAACUAUGGCCUGAUGCCUUUAAAUGGUCCUCUGCGGAAAGAACCCGUGUUCAACGAUGAGCUCCCAUCCCGCAUCCUGUGUGGCACGGUGACCAUCAAGCCCAGCGUGACGAAGUUCACGGAGACCUCCGCUGUGUUUGAGGACGGCACCGUGUUUGAGGCCAUUGACUGCGUCAUCUUCGCCACGGGCUAUGGAUACGCCUACCCCUUCCUGGAGGACUCCAUCAUCAGAAGCAGAAACAACGAGGUCACCUUGAACAAGGGCAUCUUCCCUCCUCAACUGGAGAAGCCGACCUUGGCAGUGAUUGGCCUGGUGCAGUCCCUCGGUGCCGCCAUCCCCACAGCUGACCUGCAGGCGCGCUGGGCUGCUAAAGUGUUUACAAACACAUGCACCCUGCCAACUAGAAAUGAAAUGAUGGAUGACAUUGAUGAGAAAAUGGGCAAGAAACUCAAGUGGUUUGGCCAGAGCCACACUCUGCAGACAGAUUACAUCACAUACAUGGAUGAACUGAGCUCCUUCAUUGGAGCCAAGCCUAACCUACCCUGGCUCUUCCUGACUGAUCCCCAGCUGGCCCUGGAGGUGUACUUUGGCCCUUGUAGUCCAUACCAGUUUCGGUUGAUGGGACCGGGAAAGUGGGAUGGAGCCAGAAAUGCCAUCCUGACCCAAUGGAAGCGGGCAGUGAAGCCAACCAGGACAAGGGUUGUCGGUGAAGUGCAGAGACCCCGUCACCUUUACGAUUUGCUGAGAAUGCUUUUCUUGCCAGUGCUCUUUCUUGCUGUUUUGCUCACGGUUUAUUAAUAAUAAUUUCUGUCAGGUGCCAGAGUACAGCCUAGAAGCGUAGUCACUGAGUACAACGCACAAACGCAAGGAGGCACACGUAAUCACCAUGGCUCCUCCUUUCCUUCCGGCAGUUAUGAAAUGCAUCCGGGCUCAUUUGACUCAAAGGAUAAAUAAAAUGGAAACUACCCA
Messenger RNA from Meriones unguiculatus (Mongolian gerbil), 1869 nucleotides. Its product is annotated as putative dimethylaniline monooxygenase [N-oxide-forming] 6. Gene Ontology annotation, molecular function: flavin adenine dinucleotide binding; NADP binding; N,N-dimethylaniline monooxygenase activity. Bases 97 to 1698 code for a protein of 533 amino acids. The record is from RefSeq and is a predicted model, not a curated record. The transcript has 8 exons. NCBI's taxonomy places the organism in Eukaryota, Metazoa, Chordata, Mammalia, Rodentia, Muridae.